Gamsiella multidivaricata is the source of this 2677-nucleotide messenger RNA. RefSeq lists its product as uncharacterized. The transcript has 4 exons. The record is from RefSeq and is a predicted model, not a curated record. Lineage: Eukaryota; Fungi; Mortierellomycota; Mortierellomycetes; Mortierellales; Mortierellaceae. The coding region runs from base 447 to 2453 and encodes 668 amino acids. Gene Ontology annotation, molecular function: protein binding.
CUCUUGUUCAUCCACACCGACAACUCCACCUUCAUCGCCGUCAUUCAUCUCUGUAGUCCCCUUUUCCCGUCCUUCCCUGCUGAUUCCACAACGUAACCCCAAUCCCAUAGGGCUUAAUCGUCGACAUCCUUCUCCCGUUCAGUCGUAUAGACCUUCAUGUGUUGACCUCGCUACGACUCGAGGUGUACCAUAAGAACUCAUAUGUUGGUCUCCCCCCGCCAUUUCCCCGCCCUUCCCCACUUUCGAUCGCACUCCUUCCCUCAUUCCCACUUUCUUCAUUCAACACUAAACACGCUAAUUCAUUAUACUCAUAAUAGCCCUUCUCGCCAUAUACCCUUGACCCCCAGUUGAAUCUCUUCUUCCGCAAUCUUUCAUCGCACACACCUCCAUUCUCUUCCUCCCCUCCUAAAUUCUUUCCUUACAUCGUUCGCAUCGUCGCUUUACCAAUGACUCGCCAGGAGCCUGAGGGUGAAUCGAAGGUGUCGAGAUCCUACAGUCUUGCCUCGGCACCGCUUCGACUGCUCUCUCAUUCCUUUCACUCCACCGCCAAUACCCACAACACCAACAACAGCCAUGGCUCCUCGUCAGCUCUCGCUCAGCUGCCAAUCGACCAUCUUAAUACGCCUGAUGCCUUGUUAAAGGAAGGCAGCAUUGUUGACCUCUCUAUCAGCACUGUCACCCCUGACUCUCAUGCCCAUCUCGAAUCCCACAACCACCACCAUCUUAGACAGGAAAUCCGGCAGACCGUCUCAGACAAUCCUGUGCCCUAUUCCACGCUUCGCCGCCAAAACGACCAGAAAUCAAAUUUUACUCAGGCACGACCGCAGCAGCGGGCUCCGCAGGACUAUUGCGAAGAUGCAUUGUCCCAAGCAACAGCAGCGGAUGCCCAUACUGCCAGCGUGGAGCACGAGUCCAUUUCAGUUAUUGGAUCCCAGAAGAAGGUCGUCAAGCUGGACACACAUAGCGAUGUGUCUGCGGUGCAAGCGCAAUCCCAUGCCGUCCAUCAAGACAUGGAGGCCAAAGCCAGGCUCGAGAAUUUAUUGAUGCCCUACGACAUUCGAUACUCGAUCUUUGGCCAUCUGUCACUUCAGGACAUUUACCAUUGUCAAUUGGCAUGCAAGCUACUCUACUGGGCAACUUCGGAUCAAUUGAUCUGGAAGCGAAUCGCACUGAAACUCAUCCAGGGCGAGUUCUACUUUGACAUCCCACGAGCACUCCCAGCCAAUAUUCCCAAUUGGAAGUUCUUUUGCAAGCGACAUCUGCUGCGGCAAAAGAACUGGCGACGUGGUCAAGUCCAAGACGUGAUCUCGCUUGAUGAUAACUAUCAAAAGUUGACCACGCUCCAGAUCAUGGCGCCCUAUGUCCUGACUGGCUCUGACGAUGGCCGCAUCCAUUUGUGGAACAUCAACACAAGGACACUGCUCCAUCGAUUCCAGAUCCACGGUGAGAUCACCUGGGUCGAGCAUCUACAGGAGCAGAAGAUCGUCGCUGGUUUAGGGUACAAUAUUGACAAGAUGGAGUCCGAGAUCCGCCUGUUCUCAACCGAGACUGGGGAGGAGAUUGGAUUCUAUAAAGAGGACUUUUGGGACCUGGCUAUAUGUGCCAUCAAUGGGACGUAUCUGGUGGCGUCUGAUGGUGAGGGCCGAUAUACCACCUGGAACUGGAAAACAGGCGCCAAAGUGAGCCAUUUCAAAGUGAAAGAUGAGUCAUCAAUCACCGAGGCUCUGUAUCUAGUGCAGAACACGAUCCUCGAACUGCACUACGAUGGCAUGAUCCGACUGUUCUCGAUCCAUGGUGAAUGCUACGGCCGCUUCACACUCGACAACAUCCUGCCGAACCACCAAGUAUCAUUCUGCUGGUUUCAUAAUGAUUUCUCAAUGGUAGUCUGGGAGUCGAGCAACACAAUGGCCCAUAUCCGUCUACCGCUCCUCCUGCAGGACGAAUCCUCCAAGGGUCUCCAGAACAACCGACUUGACCGCUCCAUCUCUCAGGAGGAGUGGGAUGCCCAGGGUGCUGAGGUCUAUUGGAGACAUCAACUUGAGCACACAUGUAACUUUGCGGCCAUGGGUGGCGGACGGUUCCAGCUGCUCUAUGUCCAGAUCUUUGAGAACUUGAUGGAUCAUGUGCCAAUCCGUGUUCAUUCUUUGAGGCACAGUGGAAGACCCCAGGGUGCUGGCGCCGAUGCAGACUCAGAUUCUGUGAUAGAAGGUGGGGAGGAGGGUUAUGGUUGGCAGCAUGGCGAGUAUGUCACAGCACACAGCCUGAAUCCUGAACUGGAGAAGAUUAUUCAAGGUCUUCGUCCUUCGCGUAUCGACUGCGACCCCGAGUACAUUGCCGUCGGUCUGGUCCAAGGUGGUGUACGCCUGCUGCAGUUCGCGCCAGUGGACGAAGAACUCCUGAAGCAGACAUCUGCUUUGGCAGAAGAUUCGACCAUGGGUGGCAAGGGGGAUUAGGCAAUGGAAGGAUGGAUUUAUGGGACGAAUAUCUGUACCAUAGCAACAAACCCCCCCCCCUCCCCCAGUUAAAAAAUGCAUGCUUUUCAAAGACGGGGUUGCUUUAUUUCAAAUGUGGGUGAUAAAUACGAAAUGUAAAGGGUUCCGAGGUGAAGCUGGCUCAUCAGUUCCGGACUGAAUGACCAAAAAGAAAAAAUAAAGAAGAAAAGAAAAUAAAGAAAAGA